UCCUCACUCUUCUCGUGUAGAAACCGAUACAACACAUGAAGAAAACGCCGAGCCUGACGUUCCUCGCCGCCGGCGAAUCUCCGGAUAUAGAUGCCCCGACGAUCCAUCCUCUUUCACAGCGAACUCAGUCCUUUCCCUUCUCCUCCCCUCUGCGCUCCGCGUCAUCGUCCACCGUUCCCUUCUCCUGGGAGCACGAACCUGGUAUCCCCAAAAACCCCAGAAAACCUUAUUUCAACUCUAAUCCGGAUCGCAUCCCUCUUCCUCCACCGAUCCGAUUUGAUUCCAUAAAAACACUGUCCGAAGCCGACCCGUUCGCGGCGGCGCUCGCUGAGUGUGCCAAGGAGACGCCGCCGGCAGAUCCUGAGUUAGAGGAGUUUUUGCGUCGGAGAUCGGCUGCGAGGAGGCGGAGAACGGCGGUUUUGUCUCCUGGCAGCGGGCUGAGUUUGUCGGGGUUGUAUGUAUCUUGCAAAGCUGCGGCGGCCGCGUGCUCUGUUGUGGAGUCUACGGUCCGUGUGCCGCGGACGGGGUCGGUGAACCGCCGGUUAGGGUAAGAGGAGGUUGUCCGGGAAGUACUUUGGACAGAAUUGUUAAGAUUACUAUGCAUGCUGUAACUGUAAUUAUGUGGUUGCCAAUAAAAUUUUGGGGGAAUUAUAAUAUUUAA
This is a messenger RNA of Dendrobium catenatum, 661 nucleotides long. RefSeq lists its product as uncharacterized. The transcript has a single exon. Bases 36 to 551 code for a protein of 171 amino acids. NCBI's taxonomy places the organism in Eukaryota, Viridiplantae, Streptophyta, Magnoliopsida, Asparagales, Orchidaceae. The record is from RefSeq and is a predicted model, not a curated record.